UCACACAAGAGACCUACUGUUGGACAAUCGUUUUGGCUUUAAAGAAGAUAGUGAGGAGGAAGAGGAUUGCCUAAGGACACAAUUGGCAGGGUGGGCUAUUGACAACAUGAUCCCCCAUGUGGCACUGGGAGAAAGUCAUCGCUCUGUAAUUGGCCCUUGGACUCCCCUGGCAUCUCGUGUACAGCAUGAAGUUUUCAGCUAUGAAGAUUUCCAGAGACUCCAGAAUGAAAAACAAGCCGUGAUGGAUGAGAACCAAGCCCUUAGGGAGGAGAACCAAGCCCUUAGGGAGGAGAACCAAGCUCUGAGGGAAAGCACUGCACGAGCAGCUUCGGAUGACAGCGGCUCACUUCAAGAGCAGGUGAAGCAAGUUGGGACAAUGUUGAAGACGUUUGCUCGCACUGGGCAAUCAGGUGCAGAUCAGACCUUAAUGCUGCGACGUCUUGGAGAGUUUGGCGAUGUUGUGCGUAGCAUGGACAACAACAUGGACACUAUGCUGCAACAUUUCAGUGCCAAUGUGUCUGUUGGAGAGUUAUCCCUGCCAGGGGAUCUGUUACUCCCCCUAGACACCCAGGAAGAUUUGGCGUUGCUUGACAACAGUUUGAGGCAGGAUAAAGAGCUCCAGGAACGAUUUCUUCGGUUUUUGGCAAUCAAAUGUGGGAGGGACCUAAAGACAACCGUCUGGCGGAUGCUUCAACGUAUCUUCUCUAAUCACCUUCCAUCAAUACAACCUGGACUGGAGUUGGGGAUAAAGCAUGUUUUAGAGACAUGUUCCUGAAGACCAUUGUUCAAAGAGCCAUCCGGAAGAACCCGGCAACACAGGAUGCCACUGAUGAAGCCGUCCAGGUUAACGUUACACGUUACCUGAAAGGAGCAUCUGACCGUGAAGGCGGAAAAAGGCGCCGCACAGCUGAGAGGGACCCACAGCCAACCCCUUAAACCUAGGCUGAUUACUGACACCCCAGCAUCACUGACAACUGGAACCCUUUCUUUAUCCUGCAGUCAGUAACAUCAAGACCCCUAAAGAAGCCAGAAGUGUCAGACUGCACUCCCCAAUCCACACUGUUCACUGUGGAUAUUAUCAUAGUGCUUAACUCUUAUUAUAUUGUUAAACAUAGCUUGUAAAUCCUUGUGCCACAGGUCAGCAUUGCAGUUAUAUCUGUUCUACUACUUUUUUUACCUCAGUAUUUUUUUAUAUAUAUGUGAAGAUGUUUAUCACAGAUACAAGAGACAUCUUGUACCCCAGGUCAGCAAUGCCAUUAUAAUGGUCUAUUCUACUCCAGAGCUUUAUUCUAAAUUAUUACCACUUAUCUUAUUGUCAGAAAUGGCUUGUAAAUGUGAUGUUAUACCUGAAUUUUUUUUGGUGUCCUGCACAUUCUUUGGUACCAGAUAUACUCAUUACUUAUGUUUACUGGUAAUUCUUUUCAUCCCAGAGCUGACCUCUUUAUAUUAUUAACAAUUAUUGUAAGUGUUAUAAUUUGCUUGUAAGCUAAGGCUGUUUUUUUUU
This is a messenger RNA of Cyprinus carpio (common carp), 1504 nucleotides long. RefSeq lists its product as uncharacterized. The coding region runs from base 107 to 775 and encodes 222 amino acids. The transcript is spliced from 8 exons. The record is from RefSeq and is a predicted model, not a curated record. NCBI's taxonomy places the organism in Eukaryota, Metazoa, Chordata, Actinopteri, Cypriniformes, Cyprinidae.